AACGACACGAUGCAACUGCUACAGCAGCAGCUUCCGGGCAUCGCUGCUACAACCGCGACGGACGCAAUCAAAAGCGCUGCGACACAAAACCAUGGAUGCCUCGUCGUCGUCGUCGUCGUUUUCGUCGUUUGAAAAUCCGUGUGAACUGGUGCGAACGACGUGCCGGAGAUGGAUGGAAGAGGAACCACCCGUGGUGGAGGCAGCCGGAGGGAUCGGUUGUGACGAAACCGCCGGGUGGGAUCGGACCGAUCGACACGGGGAAGGCCGCCGCUCGGUCCGGAUCCGGUUCGAUCGCCUCCCCGCACUGGCGGAGGAGAUCCGGACGCAGCGGCGCCGCCAGGAAACAGCGGACGGUGCCACCCACAAAGACGAACGGAGCGAUCGCGAUCGCCGAGAAGGAGAACCAACCGAGGCAGAAGCCGGGGAAUCCACUUCGGGGGACAACGACGGGCAGGAAUCGUGGAUCGAGUGGGACACGGAGGGGUGGCAUUACAGCGGCGAGGGUUUCGUGGGAAGCGAGAAGGAACGGAGGGAACGGGUUGCCCUGUAUUUGUUGGCACUGGACGCCAUCAAUUUUUGUUUCUGGCCCCUGCCAGAGGGCAGCGGGGGAGAAGAGGACCGUUCUGCUCGGAGCAGCAGCCACAGCAGUCGCAACAAUUUGCUGGAAUACGAACACCUGGCAAUCGCUCUCAAGAAGAUGGCCGAGGCCGAUCACACGACCCCCAAGGAUCCGCGGGAACCCCGGCCCGAGUAUGCCUUUUCGGCCAGGAGCCUGUCCGCUGCGACCCCCGAAUCCAUGCUCGCCUCGCUGCGGCCGUUCCUGGAUCCGAAGAAAUACCCGCUCCCCAACCCCGAGCAGCGCGCCGCGCUCUGGAGGGAGGUGGGGGAGGGCCUGGAAAAGGACUACGGCGGGUCCGCUCUGGCGCUGCUGGAUCGCGCCGGGAAAAAUGCCCCGAAGCUGGUGGAGCGGAUCGCGGCCUCCUUUCCCGGAUUCCGGGACGAGGCGUACCUCCCGAAGGGCGGCGAACCAAACAAGCGCAAUCCUCCGCAGCGGCACCACCAGCGGCUGGUCUUUUUGAAGCGCGCCCAGAUCCUCGCCGGCGACCUAAACGCCGCCCUCAAGCUGAACCUGGGGGGAAUCGAGCGGCUGACGACCUUUGCCGACUAUCGCGUUCCCCAGAUCCUCCGGCACCGGGGGGUCCUGGAGUACGCACCCGGGCUCGCUUCGAGGGUCGAUGGCCUGGUCGAGCUCGGCAAGGGAUCCUGCGACGAGGUCUCGAUCCGUGCGGCGACGGUCGUGGCGGUGGAAGAGCUGGUAGGGCUCCUGAACCAACCAAGCAAAAGGGGCGACGGAGGACAACCCCCCCCCGCCGCCGGGGGCUAUUCCGACGUCACCGUGGACUGGUACCUGUGGCAGGCAGGGGAAAAGAUGCACCGGGAGGGCGCGAUGAAGCCCUUUCACAAGGUCCGGACCCAUUAUUACUGAUUGCAACUACACUAAAAAUCGUUUGAAACCAAUCCGAAUGCAACCGAACGGCCGGUCUGCUUUUCUUUAUAGAAAUCAUUCUAGGACUUGAACAUAAUUUAUUGCUGACACUCAGCCGCAACGGAAUCGAAUCGUUGGAUGGAAACAGCCCACGGCAGUGACACAAAGGGCCGGCCUUCGCGCUUCGCGGACUCCGAUAGUGUGUUGCUACGAUCAAUAAAGAGGCCGGGCCGCCUGCCCGCCGCUAUGCUAUUUUCACUUAGGUUCCGUCGCCAUGGCCAUUCGCCGCACCCGCAAGUUUGGGCACGGUGCUCGGCGACAUCCGAUUUCUUGCUAUAUUUUUUCUUCUUCUUAAAUGCCGGCUUGCCAAUCCAGACACGGUUUUUCUUUGCCUUGUUCUCGAAAAGAAAUUCGUCAUUAUCAACAAAGUCGUGGAACUCAGGGAGAGUGGGAUCAGUUCUGGCAGUACCAAAACAAUUCUCGGUGCAACUCCUUCGUUACCUGCACUGCCGGAAAGGCCAGAUUCGUUCUUCUCAUUCUCACCUCGUCCGUUACCCCCACUGCCGCGAAGGGCAUGAGCGUCCUGACCAGCAGAAACCAGAGAAAAGGAAAUCAUUGCGAUCGCAAUGAAAAGCUUUGUUGAAGACAAAAUCGUGGUUGGCGUUUCUUGAGCAACUUUCGUUGGUUUUUAUCGGUUGGUACUUGCGGAAUGCGCAGUCGUUUCCUCAAAACAAUUUCACGUGCUUUCAAAAGUUGUUGGUAAAGCAUGUUGUUCGUUUGCGGUGCUCUACAAGUGGAAGUCAAAACGUGGUAUUUGAAUGACAAGGAAAAACAAUGCUAAUAUAUAUUGUUGCACGAA
Messenger RNA from Pseudo-nitzschia multistriata, 2345 nucleotides. NCBI's taxonomy places the organism in Eukaryota, Bacillariophyta, Bacillariophyceae, Bacillariales, Bacillariaceae. The record is from the annotation of a GenBank genome assembly.